CAUUUGCUUGUUCGAGAUUCAUGCUCGCUUUCAAAUUUCUUCUGCUUUCGGCAAAUUACAAUUAGUGGAGCAAACUGUAUUUAAGAUUUACGGCAAUCAAUGCACGAAUACAGCAUGCGGGAUUGCACAUGAUACUUAAGCCGCUAGAUUUUAGAUGACUAAAAUGUCAAAUCAAAAGCGCACAUUUGAAGAAGUUGAUCCAGACUAUGUUGAUGUUGAUGAACAGCAAACAAAAAGACAGAGAGCUCUUGAGGAAGAUGCCAAACAAGCUGUAUCUCGCCGUAUUCAAAACAUUGUCAAGAAUGAGUUCCAAAGAGAAAUUAACAGCAAAGAGUCAGAGCUCCAGCUGGUUGAUAGGCGCCUCAAUGAAGCCAGACUGAUGAUGGACAGACUGCGAGCUUGUAUUGUUGCUAACUAUUAUGGUCAAGUUAACCAGUCCGGAUCAUCUCAGGUAUCUAGUCUGAAUGCCCCGCCCCCCAGUAUCCACCCUGCUGUUAAGAAGUACAUCGGGAAAGCCCCAUGUGACCAGGAUGGUAAUUCUGCUUGGUCAUCCAGCCAGCAUCAGACUGAGGCUAUGGACACAGAUUCUUGUUUGGAUAAAGAAAGAGCAAAGCGUGUAUGUAAUGGCACAGAUCCAUCAAUUUCAAAACAGUUCCAGGCUACACCAUCGAGUUCGCUCCACAAGUCAGGGUUGUCUGAAGCAGAUGGUUACGAUGACAGGCGGGCUCGCUUUAAAAUCAAGAGAAAGAUAAUUGUUGGAAAUAUAUCUAAGUAUAUCCCAGUAGAUCACCGCGAGGCCAAUGACAUGUCCAGCCAUAAGUGGAUGAUGUACGUCAGAGGUCCCAGGUCAGAUCCAGACAUAUCGCACUUUGUCAAGAAAGUCUGGUUCUUUUUGCAUCACAGCUAUAAGCCAAAUGACUUGGUUGAAGUCAGCUCUCCCCCCUUCCACUUGACAAGGAGAGGCUGGGGUGAAUUUCCUGUUAGGGUCCAGCUCCAUUUUAUUGACAGUCGUAACAAGAAGGUGGACAUCAUACACCAUCUCAAGCUGGACAAAACGUUUACAGGGCUGCAGACUCCCGGUGCAGAAACAAUUGUUGAAGUGGAGUUGGAGAGAGAUUUCUUUGAGAACGGAGUCAGCACUGUAUCAUCAAAUGCUUCAUUGUGUAUGACUGGACACACAGGAGCACAAUCUUACCCCAUCUCAUCAUCACCAGCGGGGAAUAAAUACUUCAGCGCACAUAAACCCGCCCCCACAAAAUCUUCUGAAAACAUGACAGUUACAGAUGUAUGUUCAGACAAAACCACAACGUCUGGUGUAAAUGGUGUGGCGGUUCGCAAGUCUGUUGAGGUAAAGACAGACAAAUCCACAGCCGUUGCUAAAAAUAGAAAAACCACAUCUAGCUCGGUUGAAAAUGUGACAAUUGAAACCACAAGUGGUAAAAGUCCAGCACAAAAACCACCAUCAGCGAAGUGUUUUGAUAAUGUGACAGUUGAAGAAGACUUGACCACAAGUAGUACUGUAGAUACGAUGUUGUGUGGGGAGCAGGGUGGUACUCAGAGAACUUGUAGCUCUGUUGAUGAACAUGUUCUAGUGGAUCAUGACAUUGCUGAUGGAAGCUUGGAGAUGGAGCUAAAGAAAGAAAACAUUGAACUCAUCAGUGACUACAAUGUUACGAUAGCUCAUGACACUGAUGAAAAUAUGGUGGAUGUUGGUAGUGAUUCAGUACCUGUAUCUUCAGACAACAUCACGGAAAUUCUGGAUACAUCAUUAACCAGCUCUGUGGCUAACUCAAGGGUGACCUCUGUGGGUACCUCAGCAAUACGAACAACCUCGUCCAGUUUGAUGCCGUCUGGUGUCCGGCCAGUGAACAAAACCAACAACGUGCUGACUGUUGUAAGGGGCCAGUCGUUGAUUAAACCUGCAGUUAGAACUUCUCUUAACACGCACACAGCAGCUGUGUCAAGCCAUGGCACAUCAUCACCAAACCCACCCGUCCUCACCGCAGUCAGUCUUUUAAGCAACAGAACUAUGUCCCCUGCUGCUUCAGCCCUAAGUGCUGAGCAAAAGGUGACCACAGCUUUUACGGUGAUUAAUGCCCCAUCUGGUAUCAACAGGCCGACCACCUCUCUGCUGGCUGUCAAAAACUCUUCAAGCUUGUUGACUCAAGUUGGUCUACAACCUGGCACGUUAAGCCAAACUGGCGCAGUACCUCAAACUAAAUUGUUAACAAAAACUGGCGCGUUAGCCCAAAGUGGCAUGUUGACUCAAACUGGGAUGUUAUCAAAACCAGGCAUGUUAACACAAGCUGCGACACUAGCCCACAAUGGCAAGCCCUUACUGUUGCUGUCAUCAGGGGCUGUCUCCUCUCCCAUCUCUGUGGCCAACAUUCAGCAGACUGAGAGGAGCUCUCCAAAUAUCCAAAAACUGAUUGUGUUAAACUCCAGCGCUACCCCCACCUCGCCGGCUGGUAAACCGGCCGCACCCCGGCAAGUCUCUCUGCUCACCGGGAGAGUUGUUGGCCCUCAGUCCACGCCCACCAACCAGAAGGUUGCACAGUCCCUCCUGACAAACUCCCCCAACCAGAAGCUGGUGCUAAAUAAAGCAACCAAUCAGGUGCUGCUAGUGCAGCAGCCAGGCUCCACACAGACUGUGAACGACAGCAUCGUCCAGCUAACAAGUUCACAACUCCACCACCACAUCGCCCCGUCCUCGUCGCAACCAGUCUCGUUGACCUUUGUCUCCCCCAACCAGUCUCUCCAACAACCUGUCAAGCAGAUCUCACUGUUAAAAAACUUUGUCGUGCAGCAAAACGUUUCGCUCGUCAACCAACCAACUCCCCCCCUACACAUAGUGACGCACAGUCACAUGACCAACCCUGCUCCCCACAACCCUUACCCUAAAAUGUCAGCCGUGGGGGUAACCAAACACGGCAGGAACCACUAUAAAACAGCUGGCCUGUCGGUGGAGAAAAAAUUCCCCACAGAGGAGGAGAGGAAGAAAAGCCAGUACGAGGUGCUGAGGGCGUUCAAAGAAAACCCAGAGCUGUAUGACAGGCACUCGCUGAAAUCUAAAAAGCUGCUGCCACCAGCGCGAGACAGACUGGAAGGGGAGGCGGAUGAGAUCCCCCCACUCAUACCUACAGACUACCCCAAUCUAACAGCCAUGUUAAAAGUAGCUUGCAGACUUCACCCUCUCAUACAGGCUGGUGUCAAUAGGUUAACCCACCCAUAUUGUGCUGAAUCACUGGAGCAGUGGAACUCCUGGCAAGUGGGGAAGCAGAGAGCUUGUGAGUGGCACAGAGCGUGUUUUGUAAACAGGUAUUUGCAACAGUGCCUGGGGAACAGGACAGAUUUUUGUGGUGAGAGAUUGAUGACGACACGCCAGCUGGUCAACUGGUGUAGGCUCCACGCCUUCAGUCCUUGUGUGGUUGAAAAGAAGCAGCCGGUGAGGCAGGAAAUGAAGCCAGAAAACUGGACGUCAUACACACCAGUGACAGAGAUAAUGUCCAAAUUGUCUGACCUGACAGCAGCAUGCGCUGGUGGGGUGGAUGAUGAGAUCGAUGUUACUAAUUCUGAUGAUGUUCCUAAAGUAAACUUGGCCAAGCAGGACAAAGACCAGUGUCCUCUGGUCCCACAGGACAAUGACCAAUGUCCUGCAGGUAAACAGGACAAUGAUCAGUGUUCUCUGAAUGUACAGUGGAUUGAACCAACAGAGGGCGCCAUAUUUGUUUAUGAUGAGCUCAGAAAGCGAGGCCAGAGACUGAGACCAACAGAACUGGUCCCUGGGGUUGUGGCUUUGACUGCAGCUGAAAUGGUUUUUAAGGCAAUGCUGGAGUUCACGGCUGAUGUGUUAAGGGAGUCUCUGUCUGUCAAUUCACAAUCACCCAGCUGUAAUGGAACAUUGACCAGACAAGAUGUUCACGUGGCGCUGUCAAACCUACCAGAGGCGUCGUUCUGCUGUAGCAGGUUCUUGGGGAAGGAGGAGGAGGAGGAUGUGGCUGGCACCAGAUGACAUUAGUCCUGACACCAGAUGACAUUAGCGGUAGCACCAGAUGACAUUAGUCCUGACACCAGAUGACA
Physella acuta is the source of this 4080-nucleotide messenger RNA. RefSeq names its product YEATS domain-containing protein 2-like. The record is from RefSeq and is a predicted model, not a curated record. NCBI's taxonomy places the organism in Eukaryota, Metazoa, Mollusca, Gastropoda, Physidae. Gene Ontology annotation, biological process: regulation of DNA-templated transcription.